This is a messenger RNA of Cladophialophora carrionii CBS 160.54, 3000 nucleotides long. RefSeq lists its product as uncharacterized. NCBI's taxonomy places the organism in Eukaryota, Fungi, Ascomycota, Eurotiomycetes, Chaetothyriales, Herpotrichiellaceae. Gene Ontology annotation, biological process: regulation of mitotic cytokinesis. The coding region runs from base 1 to 3000 and encodes 999 amino acids. The transcript has 2 exons. The record is from RefSeq and is a predicted model, not a curated record. Gene Ontology annotation, molecular function: GTPase activator activity.
AUGGAAUCAAGACAGGAGCACAUUGCUACGCUCUGUGCAGUUGGUACCUUGGGCAUUGCCGCCGCCGGCUUAGCUUUAGGUACAUCUGAAGGAGAUACAUAUCUGAUCAAGCCCGGCAAGAGAAAGGCUCCUGGUACAAAUGCUGCCACAUAUUCACCUAUCUCUCCCCAGCUACCGCGUCCUCAGACCUCAGACCUCGACGCACCAGCCCCAGCAUUAUCCGAGCGAAUCGAACGCCGGCUGUCAACCUCUAUUCUGCGACGGAAAAUUACCACUCCCUCGGCGGCCACGCAGAGCACAGGCACGGGCUCGCGUGAGAGUUCGAUCAGCAGGUACGGGAUAUUGAGACCUUGGACGUCCGGCGAGAGGGACACGUCAACAGAAGAGAAAGAGCAGAGGCCCAAUCAAGGUCAGACCUGGUUAAGACGGAUCUCGAGUCUCUCUCGUCCCACUCGGAGCAGCCCUACAUCGUCCUCGUCUAGGCUUGACGUCUCCCCAGCUCCCUCGCGUCCUUCCAUGAACGAUCAGGACCAACCUAAUAAGCUUGUCAAGCGCUCGUCAUCUAAGCGUGUUCUCACUAGUGACGGUACCACUCGCCCGCCGGCUCUUUUAAGGCGUCCGGCUACAAGCCAUCAAAGGUCAGCAACGUUGUCUGGCUUACCUUAUACUCGACCCUUGACUACCGAGUCUACGUUCCCGGAAUUGCCUGAAUACAUUUCUCAGGAGUCCACCUGGAGACCUUUCUUCGAGACGGGCUACUCCAGGAAGAGGCAUUCGUCUGGCUUCCAUCGGGAAGGCAUUGCCCGGACAGUUUCGAUCCCGGAAGGUCGCCCGCCGACGUUACUUCUCGGAGGAGCUGUAGAACCCCGAGACAUCGCGGACAUGGACGACCGACCUGAGCUGCCGACUGAAAUCCCGCCCUCCCCACCAACUCGACGGCACAAGAUGCGGCGGACACUGGGUUCGGUACGGAAAGGCAUGCCUCCCCGCCAUUUCACCGACCCGAUAGUAAGGCUGAACAAAGACGAAGCCUACGGGAACAUUGUUCCCUCGACUGCCUUCUCAAAUAUAUCACCCAUGUCGAACAUCUCCACCUUCGAGAUCGAUCUACCUCAUGGAACCCCCAUGUUCACUUCAACGCCUCCCUCGUACGGCCCUCCACAACACCGUUUCACCAUCCCGAAACGCAUCUCUGUUGCUCCUUCGGACCCCACAACCGCCAGCUCCGACAAUGACACUAGAGUAUUCACCGACGACGACUCUAUGGAUUUUCACAGCGAUACAGCGUACGACUCUUUGGCCACCCGAGCCACAGCAAGUAGUCAUUCCGGCUUCCGUCAACCUAAAAUAGAAACGAUAUUUGAUGAGAUGUCUGUGGAUCAGCAGCCCGUGCAGACAAACAGCAUCGAACAAUUGAUGCAACGGGCAACCCUGGACGACGAUGUGCAGUCCAUCUCACAAGAAGGAGCAAGCGGACCAAGUACGAUUGGCAUGGGUAUUCAUGGUCUCGAAAGCAACGAGCACAUGCAAGGCCUCAGCCCCAACCAGGCUUCCACUCCAGUCAAAAGCCCCACGAUGGAUGGGGAGGAUUCCGUUUCAACUCCUGUGCCAAGGAAGGCUCCUCGUGACUUGGCCACCUUGAAUUCUUCUCCACCAACGGCCCAUCUGUUUCUAGGAUUGCAACAUGGGGAACCAGAGCUUCCAAGUAUGAUGGACGUGGACGUCGAAGACGAUAUAGACUGGUCGCCGAAGUCGGAUAGACUCAGACAAGAUGUUGCAACUAAUGUGGCGUCGAGUCCUCUGCAGCGUCGAUUCGAACGUGUCUCAGAGGACGACUUUGAUGAACAACAGUCUACUCAGAGGUCAUCAAUCUUCGACUGGUCAGAACACCCCAAGUUUGGUAGUGACCAGUCCAAUGGCAUCAGUCCACGUCCUCAAACAGUGCACGGGAAACAUGGCGCACAUGUCGGGCGGAGUCGAGCCUCUGGACGGAAAACCAAUGCAGCCAUGCACCUGCGCAGCCAGAGCGUACCGGUCAAUCGAGACACUUCCACCGAGACCGACACGCCAUCAUCGGCCACCAAAUUCGGUACAUGGGCUCUCGGGAGCAAGCCUGUCAGCGAGGAAUGGAGCGAUGAUUUUGAGUUUGACGAUGCCGAAGAGAUCCCGGAAGCUCUGGCGCCAAAAGAUGAAGAGAAGGCGAAGAAUCGGGAGUCAAUCCGAAGUGUUAAAGUGCCCCAGUCCAUCAUAGACCGUCAGCAGAGUGUACACAUGCAAUUUGGUCAGGUUCGGGAUUUCAUGCUCUUGGUCGAAGAGCUUAAGAGGCUUCGCAUCCGUGGCGCCGAUCUAGGCCUACUGGGAGGCUACUCACGACAGUUAUGGGAAGACGCAGAAAGCAUCAUCGACCUCGCUACUGUCAAUGAGGAUGACGAUGGUUUCCCCCGGCCACCUUCGCCGGUAUCGUCUGAUAUCUUUGGGGACGAGACACCACCGCCUAAAAGAAGCGCCGAAGACGAUCUCGGACGGACGAUUAAUCGACGUUCCAUCUCCAGCCCGGCAACACCUCCCUUCGGACGACCACGGGGAGAAAGCUUGCAAACUAAGAGCUUUCUGCAGGCCAUCCAUCACAACCGAAGUGCGGUGGAGUCGUCACCCGUGGAGCGGGCAACACCUUCGCAUGAUCGUGAUAAGCUGCCUUUCGACACGCAAGAUCUCAGAGAUCUCGUGGUCAGAGCAGGAGUGAUCACUCGAGCGCUGAAGGAGAUUGUGCGGAAAGCCGAAGGGGUGUCUCUGAGCCCUGAACGGCCGGUGCAUAAAUUUCAAGAGCCGGUAUUCCGGCACAUUUUCGAUCCGCCGAACUCGUCUCCCAGUCCAGGAGUGAGAAAGCCUGGUCUGCCCAAGAGCAGGAGUGCGAAUAGCUAUCUUGACGUGGCUAGCACAUCUUCCGACCACGAUCGUCCCCAGCCGUUGACCUUUACCACGGUUGUGGAAGCUAAUUGA